Molecule: messenger RNA, 2617 nt
Organism: Synchiropus splendidus (mandarinfish)
Lineage: Eukaryota; Metazoa; Chordata; Actinopteri; Syngnathiformes; Callionymidae
Product: WD40 repeat-containing protein SMU1-like
Exons: 12
Coding region: 148-1674 (508 amino acids)
Biological process (GO): mRNA splicing, via spliceosome
Cellular component (GO): precatalytic spliceosome
Molecular function (GO): protein binding
Source: RefSeq, a predicted model, not a curated record
UUGGGAUUCAAAUGAAGAAAAGGAGGAGCACGUGGCGUGGGUUGUUCUGGGAGGAGCCGGUUCACGUGGCUGAGGCGAGUACAGAGUGGGUCCGAAGUGAACCGUCGUCAGUGCGAAGGAGCAGCAGCAGCAGGCAACAUCAGCGACAUGGCGGUGGAGAUGGAGCCCUCGGAUGUUAUCCGUCUGAUCAUGCAGUACUUGAAGGAGAACAACCUUCACAAAACUCUGAGCACACUGCAGGAGGAAACUACUGUUUCACUCAACACGGUGGAAAGCAUCGACAGCUUCAUUGCUGAUAUCAAAUGCGGGCACUGGGACAUGGUCCUGCUGGCCAUAGAAUCCCUCAAACUACCAGACAACACACUGAUCGACCUGUAUGAGCAGGUGGUCAUGGAGCUGAUUGAAAUGAGGGAGGCAGGGGCGGCGCGCUCCCUCCUCAGACAAACCGACCCCAUGAUCAUGCUGAAGCAGACUCAGCCAGAGAGGUACAGCCACUUAGAGAGGCUGCUGACAUGCUCCUACUUUGACCCGCGAGAGGCGUAUCCAAGAGGAAGCAGCAAGGAGAAGAGGCGCUGGGCAAUUGCUGAGGCUCUGGUGAGGGAGGUCAGCGUGGUCCCACCUUCUCGUCUCAUGGGGCUCCUUGAACAAGUCAGCACACUGAGACUGCAAGAGUACUCUGAUCUAUCCUCCCCUGAGAUGAGCGACGACAGCAAGGAAUCGCAGUUUGAUAAAGAGAGCUUCCCCACCCAACUGUACCGUCACAUCAAGUUUGGACGACGGUCGCACAUGGAAUGUGCACGUUUCUCGCCUGAUGGAAAGUACCUCAUCACGGGAUCGGUGGACGGCUUUAUUGAAGUUUGGAACUUCAGCACAGGGAAAAUUAGCAAGGAUUUAAAGUACCAGGCCCAGGAGAGCUUCAUGAUGAUGGACGAUGCUGUUCUCUGCAUGUGCUUCAGUCAGGAUGCCGAUCUCCUCGCCACUGGAGCUCAGAAUGGAAAAAUAAAGGUGUGGAAGAUCCAGAGCGGCUUGUGUGUGCGCAGGUUUGAGCACGCGCACAACAAAGGUGUGACCUGUUUGGGCUUCUCCAAGGACAACAACCAAAUCCUCAGCGCAUCGUUCGACCAGACCAUACGGAUCCACGAGCUGAGAUCUGGGAAAACGCUGAAGGAGCUCAGUGGCCAUUCGUCGUUCAUCAACGACGCGUUUUUCACCCAAGACGGCUUUCACAUCAUCAGUGCCUCGUCCGACGGCACGGUCAAGAUCUGGAACACCAAGACCUGCGAGUGCAUCAACACCUUCAAAUCGUUCUCCCGGACAUCUGACGUCCCCGUCAACAACGUGAUCCCCCUGCCACAGAACCCAGACCUGUUUGUGGUGUGCAACCACUCCAACACAGUGGUGGUGGUCAACAUGCGUGGCCAGACUGUAAAGAGCUUCAGCGCCGACAGAAAGUCUGGAUCCAACUUUGUGUGCUGCACCGUGUCGCCCCGGGGAGAGUGGAUCUACGGCGUGGGAGAAGACUUGGUCCUCUACUGCUUCAACUACGUGACGGGACACCUGGAGAAAACACUGACUGUCCAUGAGAAAGACGUCAUCGGCAUCAGCCACCACCCGCACGAGAACCUGAUGGCGACCUACAGUGAGGACGGUCUGCUCAGGUUAUGGAAGCCUUAGACCGACGACAGCGUCGGAACCCAGAGGUGGUUUUGCACAUGAUUAUGAAGCUUGGAGUUCAGUUCAUGACGCAAUAAUCAAAACAAUAACUUUGAACUUCGAUAUCAAGCUACCAUCUGAUCCUCAUUGUAAACAUCUCAGCUUGUUUUAUACAAAACAUAACCGUCAUAAGCUGAUGAAAAGAUGUUGAAAUAAAUGGAAGGACAGCGUGUUUACAAGGAUGAUCAGAAUUUUGGAAGCUGCUCAGGUGACGGAGGUUCAAUCGCUACAGUUUGCUUGCUUCUUGCCAGUUAAAUUCCUGGGAUCUCCGCAGGGGCAGCUGUGAAUCUGGAAAGUUCUAUGUAGCAAGGCAUCAUGAGAGAGGACGGAGCAAAGUUGGGAAUUAAAAAGUUGUUUUUUUCUAGUGCUUUAACAGCAACGGGAGCCAUCUGGUGGACAGAUGGGAUAACGGCAGCUAUAGAAACAAUUCUUUCACGUUCGCUCUGUAAUCUUCUGCGAUCCUCUCUGGGUACUCCAGCGACCAACCUGCUUCCUCUUGAAUUCCUCACCAGUGCAGUUCUCAAUCCCCAUUUUCAUCUCUCUAAUCUUUAGACAUGAAAAUGCAUGACGGUCAACUGUCGUGGAAUUGCUUUUUGUUUGGGCAUAAAACAAACAAUUUCAGGUAUUUGAUGAAAUAUACUUUGUUUUUUUGGUAACUUCUCACCGAUGUUUCGUAUUUGGGUGUUCUUGCAUGCUACCUCAGUACCCCGUCCACGUGUGGCUCAAAUAUUUGAAUAUGCAUGACGAGUCCAAUUCUACGAUAUUGUACCUGGAUGUCAUGUCGUGGCAAUAUUUUAUUACUUUCUUACGAAAUCUUUCCACCUGUCGUGGUGAUCGCUGCCAAAUAUUCCUUCAUCAUUGCACUUUAUCUGUGUGUAUAUAUUGUGUGUGACAUAAGCAAACA